Molecule: messenger RNA, 3288 nt
Organism: Kluyveromyces lactis
Lineage: Eukaryota; Fungi; Ascomycota; Saccharomycetes; Saccharomycetales; Saccharomycetaceae
Exons: 1
Coding region: 1-3288 (1095 amino acids)
Molecular function (GO): protein binding; protein-containing complex binding
Source: RefSeq, a predicted model, not a curated record
AUGGUUAAGACACGAGUUCCACGAAGACGGUCGAACCUUUCUAAUGUGGUUCAGUCGCAGAGAGCUGCCCGUACGAAAAGACCGAGUGUUACGGGAGACGACUCCUCAAAGAAGGAAGCCAUUCACACUAAGUCCGAUACUGACGAUGCUCAUAUAACAAACGAUAAACCGUCGCAGCAUUCGGAUAAGAAUGGUAGUGAAGAAAGCUCAAUAGCGCAGAUAUCCAGUUUUAAAAGUGAUACUUCGGAGUCAGAAUCAUCACCACUUUUCGAUGACAUUCCGUCCGCUUUUUUAGAAAGACUUAUGAGCUUCUCGUUAUUCCAUAACGCUCCAAAGCUGUUCUACGUCGCAAUUGCCAGGAAAUUGAAAUUAGUGGGUUAUCAUGCUCACGAAUUUAUCGUUAAAGCUGGUGAACCAGCUUUAGCUAUGUACUGGAUCUUACGUGGAUCUGCUAACGUCACAUUCCCAGAUGGGGAAAUUGUACAUGCAGAACUCGUUGAAGGUUCUUAUUUUGGAGAGAUAGGUAUUCUUUUUAACAGGCCAAGAACGGCCACAGUGGUAUCGAAGACCAAAAUCUUGCUUGGCGUUCUAACUGCAGAGAAUUUUAAUCAAGUGCUCUUACAUUUCCCUCAGGUUGAGAGACAAAUUAGGGACGAAGCUCAAGAACGGCUUGCUACACAAGAAAAGCAACGGAAGGCAGGUGUCACCAAAAUCCUACAUGAUGAUGAUUUUAUUGUUAGGAAGCAAUCUCCUUCUUCAUUGACAAGCAUCCCGAAUAGUCCCUCCUUUUAUGAAAGCUCCGGGUUAUGUGCUGAUCCUUUACCAUUGUCAGAUUACCCACUAAAUCCACCCAACCUAAAAGAUCCUUCUGAGAGAUUGACUGAGGAAAUACUGUUACCUCCUCAACUUCCGAAAAGAAGCACGUCUUCAUCGCCCGCUGCAGCAUGCUCAGGAAACACCAGAUACAUGGAGACCAUUGACGGUACCAUUUCUACAAGACAAUUUUUGAAAAGUUUACCCUUGUUUGCCACUUUACCUGCAGAAAUUAUCCAUCAAUUGGCCCUCUCAGUUGAGAUCAGACAAGUUCCUCCUUUCGAAUACGUUUUUCGUAAGAAUGAUUUUGGUGAGAAUAUUUAUUUUAUUAUCAGUGGAGAAGUAGAGGUCCUAGGACCAUCUUCGCCUGAGAAUUUCCGAGGCAAAUCAUUGUUGCCAUCUUAUAAAAUCAUUGAUAUCGUAUUGGCAAGAUUGGGACCAGGCCAAUAUUUUGGUGAGAUGGGAUUUCUCAACUCCAUUACAGAUGAUCUUGAAACAAGAUCUAAAUGUCGAAGAUCCGCGGAUAUUAGAACUGUAUCAAACUGCACUCUACUAGUGCUCACAGGUGAGACAUUGAGAGAAUUUUGUGCUAAGUUUCCAGAAACAGAGCAUCAAAUUAAGCGGACCGCUGAAGAGCGUGUCAAGAAAAAUAUCAAUCUUCAGAAGGACAACGAUUCUGAAUAUCAGCCACACUCUUUAGAAAAUUCUAGUAACCUGAUGGCGCCCGUUUCAAGAAAGGGCUAUAUUGAUUUACUGAAUAACCAAGCGAAUCAAACAGAAGAACAGGCUGUCUCUAGCACUGUUGAAAGCCAGGAUAUUGAUGCCACAUCUAGUAAGGAAUCAAAAGAGGAUGAUAAUGGCCGAGUUCUGUUCACAUCUAGCUUUGCGUUUGAUAAGCAGCCUGAAAAGGUUGUACGGCAAACUUCAGCUUCACCCACUCAUCAAAUGAAAUCACUAAACUCACCGUCUUUUACUCCUGUAUCUUUUUCGUCUCGCCAAGGUUCCCCUUCAGAUUCUGCAGUAUCAGCUAACUCUGCCAGUGCCGUAAGUUCAGUUCCAAAUGUUGAACCUACUUCGCUAAGACCUUUAGAACUUCACGUACCGCCUUUAAACGCAUCUCUUAAGCGCCGCAAUUCCACUUUUUCAUUAUCAAGUCCAUCCCCAAUACAGUAUAUGAGUCAUUUGAAGAGAGUACGGCUUUCAAAUGUCGGUGGUGGUCCAUCAAGACGUCGUUCCUCAGUUUUGAGUGUUGGUCCCCUACCAGAUAGACUGCUUUUAAGGUGUUUCCAAUACAUAUCCCUACCGGAACUUAUGAAGUUAAGGUUGGUCUGUAGGCGCUGGCGUCAACUUCUGUAUGUGGCUCCAGGACUUUUCGACAAACUUGAUUUAACACCUUGGAGCAAGGUUGUCGACGAUAAAACUUUGCAGGAGAUCACUGAUUUCGUGGGAUCUAGACCAAAACAUAUCAAUGUAUCUAACUGUUUUCAUGUAACAGACGAAGGAUUUUCAUAUAUGGUGAACGAAAUUGGCAUCGGUGGGCAAAUUAAAUCUCUAAAGAUGUCAUCAUGUUGGGACAUUAGUGCAAUGUCUAUAAUGGAUAUCGCAGUUCCUUCGAUUGGGAAGUUACUAGAAGAAAUUGACCUGAGCAACUGUAGGAAAGUUAGAGAUGACGUUAUCCAGAGAUUAAUCGGGUGGGACGUAUAUCAGGUGGGCUCAAACAAUGAAUUUUUCAACGAUAUCAACAAGAUAAGUUCUUUAUACCCACUUGACGAACCCAUACCUGGAAUGGAAGAGUACUCAACACAAACAAGUACCAAAGCAUCUCACAAUGAUGUCAUUGGCUGUGGAAAAUUGCAUAAGAUGAUUCUUCGUCAUUGCAAAAAUCUUACAGAUUUAACUUUAUAUCACAUGUCAUUAUACGCAAAGGAUAGAUUAACCUAUCUUGAUUUCACAAGGUGCUCAGGGCUAACAGAUGUUGGGUUCUCUUAUUGGGCGUAUCAGUCGUUCCCCAACUUGAAGACCUUGAUUGUGAGUGAAUGUAUAUUUUUGACUGAUAAUUCUAUUCGAUCAAUAGUAAACGGUUGUCCAAACUUGUCUCACUUAAAUCUGUCAUUCUGCUGCUCUUUAACAGAUGUAGCGAUUGAAUUAUUAUGUGUCGGUGGUCAAAACCUGGAAGAAUUAGACAUCAGCUUUUGCGGCAGGGCCGUAAGUGAUAUUUCCCUUCUAAACAUUUCUAUGCACUUGAGAAAACUUCAAAAUAUCUCGCUCAAAGGUUGCUUAAGAGCUACUAGAUCUGGUGUUGAUUCCUUACUUGGUGGGUAUGCUCCAUUAAAAAGAAUUGAUGUUUCUCAAUGCAAAAAUGCUCAUAUUUACCAAGGUGGUAUUCCAGCUACUCGAUUCGAACCAUCGCCUGGCUCCAAAUCUGUAUUUUUGACCAUGGAAGAUACCUCUAGGUGUAUUGAGGUAAUAAUUUGA